This is a messenger RNA of Gadus chalcogrammus (walleye pollock), 363 nucleotides long. RefSeq lists its product as uncharacterized. The coding region runs from base 1 to 363 and encodes 120 amino acids. The record is from RefSeq and is a predicted model, not a curated record. Lineage: Eukaryota; Metazoa; Chordata; Actinopteri; Gadiformes; Gadidae. The transcript is spliced from 5 exons.
AUGGAUAAUUGGAGGUCCCUGGCGGCAGUCCUGGUGUUCUUUGCAUUGUUGGAAAUCUACCACGGAUUUCCUUUUAAUGUGAAUUCUGAGACAAGGACACCAGACAACUGGCAGGACGAGAGCCUGGACAGCGCUGCAGUCAGUAAAAUGGCAGACAUGAUGAAAAGAUCCAAAGCUUUGCGCUUCUACGGGCUGAUGGGGAAGCGCUCAGGUUCAAGGCAGCCGAUACAAAUGAACAGACGACGCAACAAAGGAGAGAUGUUUGUGGGCCUGAUGGGGAGAAGCAUCACCAGCGGAGAAUCCUUGACUCAAAUCCUCCCGGGGGCAUCGCGGGCCAUCGGCUGUGUCCAAGGAGUCCCAUGA